Molecule: messenger RNA, 744 nt
Organism: Pyrus x bretschneideri (Chinese white pear)
Lineage: Eukaryota; Viridiplantae; Streptophyta; Magnoliopsida; Rosales; Rosaceae
Exons: 3
Coding region: 118-510 (130 amino acids)
Cellular component (GO): chloroplast
Source: RefSeq, a predicted model, not a curated record
GUGGGGGGAGAGAGAGGUUAGAUAAGGUUAGUAUGCACAACUGAGCAUCUGUCUCCACUGUGACCACACCACACCCCAUAUCCAAAACCACUCACAUAUAUUUGUGAUGCUCAAGAGAUGGCCAACACAGAGCUCACACUUCUCACAAAAAUGGCUGCCAAGCUAGCCCUCUAUUUUCCGACCACCAUAUUUCUAUCCCCCUCCACCCCGUUGCCGCCACUAUAUCCUUCUUCUUUCACUCCCAUUUCACACAAGAGGAGGCCGCACAGUUUCAAGAUUCAUGCAGAUUUAGGUGGUGGAGACGGAGAAGUCAAUAAGGGAUCAGGGAAGAAAAAGUUCAUAACUAGAGAACAAGAACCAGAGCAGUACUGGCAAACAGCAGGAGAAAGGGAAGGUGAAAAUCCCAUGAUGACCCCCCUUCCAUAUAUCAUCAUAUUUGGCAUGUCAACCCCUUUUGUAAUCUUGGCCAUUGGUUUUGCUAAUGGCUGGAUUAAGGUACCAGUUCGGUGAUAACCGAUUGCGAUCAACUGCAGCCUGAGGAGCAGCAAUCCGCAACACGAGUUUUUAAACCAUUUGAGUUCUCAAAUGUUUUGCAUGCAUAGUUUUAUUUUUUUUUCAGGAUUCCACUUCCAUGGUACGUGUCAUUAAAUUCUACAAGCACCGGCCUUUUUCACCAUUUGUUUGGUAUAUGUUAUGAGUUUCUCAUAUAUAUUAAUCAUAGACUCAGUUGAGUACUUUUGUUAC